Messenger RNA from Varroa destructor (honeybee mite), 17953 nucleotides. Its product is annotated as fat-like cadherin-related tumor suppressor homolog. Gene Ontology annotation, cellular component: plasma membrane; catenin complex. The record is from RefSeq and is a predicted model, not a curated record. Gene Ontology annotation, biological process: cell migration; multicellular organism development; homophilic cell-cell adhesion. NCBI's taxonomy places the organism in Eukaryota, Metazoa, Arthropoda, Arachnida, Mesostigmata, Varroidae. Gene Ontology annotation, molecular function: calcium ion binding; beta-catenin binding; cadherin binding.
UGUAUGACGCUUUAGGAUAUACGUGCAUACGUGAAGAGUGUGUGCGUGAAAGCAAAAUUAAUAAAACGUGGAAGUAUCAACCUCGAAUCCUUUGGAUUUAUGUCCUCCUUCGCACUGCCGGAUCGUGGCGUUUUUGUGGAUUUUAUAAGCUAGAUAACAUCGAAUUCUAUUUCUUGCCGCUGUGGUUGAAAUAUUUGCGUAGAACAUUUUGAGCUCAACGUGUAUGAAUUCGUAUGGCAAUAAUAAAGAAAGAAAGAUAAGCAAAAAGUAAAAGUGGAAUACAAUGAUUUACCGAUGAUCUCGCGUGACUAGUAAAUCGUCACUAAAUUGACCAGCAACCGCAAUAAGCAUUAACAUCUGUAUCAUUAAUGCUAACGACUGGGCUGACCUCCAACUAAAAUAUAUAGUCUGCAAUACGAGCGGGAGGGGGCAUUCUUAUGAUUCAGCAGGAAAAUGAAGACACACUCGUACAUAAGAAUGGCAUUAACGGCUGUCUUAUAAUCAUUCCGAUGAUAGUGUAAAUGGUGCUAGCCAGGGGUCGCAGUUCGCCGAAAAAAUAAGGCACUUCAUAUCCGCUUCUUACAUCGAUCUAUUGUCUAUGUGCUGUGGAGCGUACCAUUGCGAAAUUGUCUAAACGCCAGCUGCCUAUACUCUACCGUUAAGGUGGGUGACUUAUCGACCGUACGAGCGCCAAUACGAACCAACCGACGUAUCCAGCAGUCCGUAAGCGAUAUUCGACUUGACCAUCGCAUCUUCCUUCUGCGGUUUGUUUUUGUACAUGUUUCCCCCGGAAAAGCCUUCCUUAUCCCAAUCUACCUAUUUGCCAUUGGAAUAUGUGAACUGCUAAUCUCCGUUACCUGUUUGGUUCAUUCAACAUCUAUAUAGAAACACAUAGUAGAGAACCAGAGCCAAAAGGAAAAAUAGAGCUAACAAAAGCGUAGUUGCUGUUAUUUGUUGGUGUUCAAAGAGGAAUCAUCGACUCGGGUGCUGGGUGUGUGUAUCUGUGCGUUAUGAUACUAUGUGUUUAUCUUUGUUGUCGUUGUUGUAUUCUUGAUGACCGCGCCAUUAACACAAGUUACUGUAACCACCGUAACAACAGCUGCAACGAAAAAAAGGUGAGACAGUCAUCCAUACAACUUUAAUCUACCGAAGUCGAACACUUCACCGAGGACAUCCAUUUUACAUGGUUGUGUUUACCAUCCAAAUCGCGGGCUACAAUGGCACGGGCAUCCGCUAAAAUGUAGAAAAGUAGAAGAAUGUCAUAGUAAACAGCGAAAUACAUAGAAAGUAUCCUGAUUGGCUAAGUACGUGAGAUUCUGAAUCCAUUCUGAAUUCUGAAUCAGAGUGAUACCAUCAAAUUUCGCAAAUCUGAUGGUAAUGCCUUCUUCACAUGAACGUAAAACUGUGACACGCUUCGUAAAGUGAAUUAUGAUGGAAUGACCCGAAGAGCCUCUUAUUUACCAAAGUAUCGAGAUUUCGACUGAGCUCGGCUCAUCCCUCGAUGAGUAACGGUCAUGCUUAGGACGGCUCGAGUGACUGCCACUAGAGGGCGCUGAGACCGCGGUCGUGAUGCGCUGGAGAUUAUUACUCCGGCCCCCGCUGCGGGGGGUGCCCCUGCAGCUCAUACUAAUCAUCAGCAUACUUGUCAUCCUCAAUCGGAGGGUGGACUCAUCGAGUCUGAUAGGCUUUGGCCCUUCUACGGGCAUUCAACUAGCGGAUGACAGACUCACGUUUACCAGAGCGUCGUACAAUGUUUCAAUUCCUGAAAACUGUGUCGGAAAGACAUAUGUCCGCCCGCAAGAACGUAUGGGAAUACAAACAAGCCCAGAAAUGAGUGUACGUUACAAGAUCGUCUCAGGCGACAAGGACAAGUAUUUCAAAGCUGAGACCAAGCAGGUCGGCGAUUUUUGGUACCUACUACUACGAAUUCGAACAGAAAACUCGGUAGUGCUCAAUCGCGAAUAUCAGGAUCGCUAUCGUUUGAAAGUGCGCGGUACGCUGCAACAUAAGAACCGCAAGCUAUACGACGUGCAUUGCGAUGUGCUCGUCCGAAUUCUCGACAAGAACGACAUCUCGCCAUUGUUCUAUCCGAAGACGUACAACAUUUCCGUGUCGGAAAUGACACCGUUACAUCAGACUGUGCUUAAGGUUAGCGCGGACGACCCCGACCAGGGGGUUAACGGCGAGAUCUACUACAAUUUGGCGGAGCCUUCGCAACAGUUCGCCAUUCAUCCAACCCUCGGCGGAAUCUCGCUCACGCGACCACUUGACUUCCGGCGAGAACGGGUGUAUAACCUCACUGUCGAGGCGAGGGAUCGUGGGCCAAAACUAGGAACAGAUACAGUAAUAAAGGCAAGUACGGCAAAGGUUACUAUUCAUGUGUUGCCUGCAAACAGGCACAAACCAAAAAUUGUCGUCAAAAAUCUUCAGUCGUAUAUUGAGCACGGCGUGGGCCCCGAAACGUGGGCGGUGGUUCAGGUCACCGACGAGGAUUCAGGAAGUAAUGGCAAUGUUGGGGGCCUAGCUAUCACCGAUGGCGACCUCGAUGGCCAAUUCCGGGUACACAACGUUGGACCCAACGAAUACAAUGUUGAUUUUGAUCCACGCAACGGGGCGACAGGGGAGAGUCGUGGCUAUAACUUAACGUUACGUGCAUGGGACAAAGGCAGUCCUUCACUGUUUACUGAUCACAGCGUGUUCAUUCGUGUAAGCCCUGCCCUGGGUGCUAUUACGCCAGUUUUUGACAAGGAGGACUAUGACGUCCACAUCCAGGAGGUAGCCCCACCAAAUUCACCUAUCGUCCGCGUGUCGGCACAUUUACCUCACGAAGAAAAGCACAAUGACGUGAUUGUGUAUCGUAUCGAAACUGGCGAUGAGGACGGCAUAUUUGAAGUCAACCCAAAGACUGGUCAGAUUACAACGAAACAUUGGCUCGACCGUGAGACUCGUAAAUAUUACUCCCUAACGGUAAGCGCGACUAACACGAAAAGCCGAUCGACGCGACAUCGUACGGGUGCAGCUGUUGCAACGACUAUUGUAAAUAUAAACGUAUUAGACUGCAACGACAACGCACCGAGAUUCAACACCAGCAUCGAAUCUGUGGUAACAAUUGAUGAGAACAUCCCCAUUGGAACGAAGGUGAUAACAGUCAGUGCUGCCGACGCCGAUGACGGCGAAAAUGGCUACGUAUCUUUUGCUCUAGCGAACACCAACAAGAUACCGUUCAAAAUAAGCCCGUUUACGGGGGUAGUAACAACAACCGAAGUGAUCGAUUACGAAUCGAUGUCGACCAAUUUCUAUAUGCUACGAAUCCGAGCUAUUGACUGGGGCUCGCCGUUCCAGCGCCAGAGCGAAAUGACGGUCCGUGUUCAGGUUCGUGAUCUGAAUGACCACAGGCCGCAGUUCGAGAAAGUUGACUGCGCGGUGAGCGUCAAUAGCCAGACCCCAAUUGGAACGGCGAUCCUCACACUCUCGGCUAUCGACUUAGACCUGCGAGAUCUUGUUACCUAUCGUAUGGAACCAGCCAGUGAGCAUCAAUGCUUUUCGCUUGACCCCCAGAGCGGCAUCCUUUCGGUAGCGUGCGAUUCGAUUGAGCUUAUUGAUCUCGAUGACGUAAUGCUGAACGUGUCAGCCACUGACGGUGAGCACUUUGCCGACUCAAUGCAUGUUAAAAUUAAGAUCGAUAAAUACAGCCAAGAUCGCAACCAUCUUCUGAAAAGCCGUAAAGACGAAAAGUGGAAACCGCACGUCGAGUGCCGGGAAGCGGGUCUGACCAAGAGGCUAAAGGAAUUCCUUCUGGCGAGAAACUCGGCUGAUCGAAAUACGGACCAGAUGGAAGACACCCUAAUUUCCCAUAGUUUCUUCGAGAACAGAUUCGCGCCCGAAUUUCCAAAGUCGUCGUUAGAAAUCUCGGCCAAUGAGAGCACACCAACGGGCAGUGUUCUUGCACGUCUGCGAGCCAAGGACGCUGAUCAUGGCUAUAACGGUCAGCUCGUAUAUGUGAUAGCUUCUGGGGAUGACGACUCGUGCUUCCAGAUGGACCUCUAUAAAGGAAAUCUGAUUUUGGUGGAAACAUUAGAUCGAGAACGAACCCCAAAAUACGUCCUCAACGUAACUGUUUAUGACCUAGGUGAGCCCAAGAAGUCAGCGUGGAUGACCGUUGUUGUCUACGUGCUCGACGUCAAUGAUAAUCCACCUAUUUUUGAGAAGCCCCAAUACAAGUUCAAAAUUAGUGAAGCCGUUAGUAAGGGCGCUCUCGUGGCAAAACUGCGUGCGACUGACGCCGACGACGGGGACAACUCGCGGAUCCGCUACAAACUUUCUUCAGAAACGCACGAUUUCACCGUCGACGAAAAAUCAGGCAUUCUGAUCGUGCAACAUAGCCUUGAUAGAGAACGUCAGGCUGAAUAUAACCUCAUGGUCAAAGCAACGGACUCCUCCUUUGAUAUGCCGCUAACUGGCACCACCUUGGUCAAUAUACAGGUUCAGGAUGUCAACGACGAGCCUCCCCGAUUCACCCUAAAAAGUUACUCGACUAGGGCACGCGAAGAUCUGCCAAAGGGCACGGUCAUCAUGACGAUGACAGCCCAAGAUCCGGAUCUGGGCGACGGAGGUAAAAUUAGUUAUCAAAUGGUCAACAAGGAACUCAAACAUUUGUUCGAUGUUGAUUCAGAAACCGGCAUCGUACGAUUGAUCGGAGAAUUAGACUUCGAGAAAAAUCAAAUUUACAACGUGACGAUCCGGGCUAGCGAUUCCGGAGAGCCAAAAUCACUAUACACCGAAAGCUUUCUUGUUGUCGAAGUUGAGGACGUUAACGAGAAUCGCCAUGCACCAAAGUUCGCCGACGUGGUAGUGCAAGCUGCUAUUAACGAGAACCUCCCAAUUGGAGCUUUCGUCCUUAACGUUACCGCGACAGACGACGACGACCCUUCCAAACUGGACGGAAUGGUCACCUAUAGCAUAAUUGAAGGGGACGGUUUGGGUCUCUUUGCUAUCGAUGAUAAAGGAGUCAUUCGUACGAAAUCAGUGCUCGACUGUGAGAACAAGCCAUACUAUUGGCUGGUCGUUUCAGCGCAAGAUCGCGCUGCCGUUCCGCUCAGUUCCCGACUUGACGUCUUCAUCAAAAUCAAUGACGUAAACGACAAUAUCCCGCUUACAAAGCUGCCGUAUUAUAAAGGAACAGUGCUUGAGGAUUCUGCCUCUGACGUUUCUGUACUGAGUAUAGAGGCAUUCGACGGAGACCAUAGUGCGAACGCCGAAAAGAUCUCUUUCAAGAUCACUGCUGGUGAUCCUCAAGGGUACUUCAGUAUUGACGAACACACUGGUCUCAUUACGACAACUAAUCGCAAGCUCGACCGUGAAAUCCAGGAUAAGUACUUGCUCGAUGUUACCGUCACCGACAAUGCUGAACCUCCUCUCUCAUCUGUAACGCAAGUUCUAAUUCACGUCGGAGAUAUUAAUGACCAUGAUCCGAAGUAUACGCAGGUUCAAUAUCGCUUUAAAAUACUAGAGCAGGAAGAACUCAGGGAACAAGCUGACCUCGCACAGGUAGUCGCAUCUGACCCCGAUACUGGAGCAAACUCCGAACUGGCCUACUCUAUCAUCAAAGGAGCAAGCUUCCGCUUUUCAAUCGACCAACAGACCGGCAUGAUUCGCUCGAGAUCGGCGUUGCUGGCCGACGAAAUUUACGAGCUGCAUGUUAAAGUCAGUGACCUUGGCGAAGUUCCCCGGCACUCCACCUGCGUAGUUAUGCUUCAGGUGGCACCACGACCCGUAGCCGCCAACAACAAGCCGCCAAAGGUGAAGACAGUUGACGUCAGCGAAGUGCUGGAAACAGACAAGGUCGGCCAUGUAGUUGCUAUGAUUUCCGCCAUGGACUUCGACCUACAUACAGUGUACUUCCGCAUCAGCUCAGGUAACGAGAAAAAACUCUUCGCACUGAAAAAACCGGACGAGGGUGCUGUAAUCAUUGCUCGGCCCAUAGUACAGUCCGACGUUGGGACGCACACCCUCGGCGUCGAGGCUACUGACGGCCUAUCCAAGACUUAUAUUGAAUUUAAUGUUACCGUCAUGGAUGACAACAAUCAGUAUCCCGAGUUCAUUGAAGAAAAAUACUCGGUCGAGGUCUCGGAGAUGGUUAAACCUGGUACGGAUAUCCUUAAGAUCAAGGCUAUUGAUAAGGAUGUCAAUGACCAGCUCUUUUAUGCCAUUCAUAACGCAGCUGCAGUUGCCAGUAUGAAAAAGUUCCACCUGGCAGCGUCCACGGGAAUCCUGCAAGUGGCCCAACCAUUAGAUCACGAGGAAACCCGCGAACAUGUGAUUACCGCUCUCGCUAAGGAUUCAGGUUUGCCUGGUAAACGCGCUUAUGUUCGAAUCCACGUGCACGUGGUGGACCACAAUGACCAUGCGCCUGAAUUUCUACAGAGCUCGUUCGAGGGCAAAGUAUUCGGAAGUGCAGCUAUUGGCACGUCCGUGGUGCAAUGCACGGCUAUCGACAAGGACCGGGGCGACAAUGCACGCAUCUCAUACAGUAUCGUAUCAGGCAAUGUGGGUGGAAGUUUCAAUAUCCAGCCGCAACUGGGCACCCUAAGUGUGGCGAAACCCUUGAACCAGCAGGUGCUCCCGGAAUAUUACCUCGUCGUUCGUGCCGAUGACCAUGGCUCACCUUCUCUCAACUCCACCGUCACUGUGCACAUCAAAGUUACGGUCGCGACAAAUGCGCCACCACGUUUUGAGGUUGACACCAAGGUGGUAGAGGUUCUGGAAAACGAACCCCUAGGCACACCAGUCGUGAUUGCGCAGGCGCAAAGUGGCUCUGCGCUCUACUAUGACAUCUCGUUGGGCAAUGACGAGGGCUGUUUCGUCAUCGAUCAAAGCUCGGGCAUUGUGACAACAAGCUGUACACUCGAUUAUGAAAUGAAACAGCAGUACCUGAUUAUUGUUCGCGCUACCAACCUUGUCUACUCUGUCGCCGAGAUGGCGCUUACAAUCCACGUAGUUGACGUUAAUGACAACGCGCCGAUCCUUAAACCGAGAAGUUACACCGGACUGAUUAGCGAGGUCGCGGAACCGGGCAGCGUUGUGAUGACCAACGACUCACUACCUCUUGUCGUGACGGCAACCGACGCAGACCGAGACAUCAACGCUCACUUGAUUUUCUCCCUGGUAGAUUCAUGGGCUCGACGCUUUUUCCGGAUCGAUCCGUCAACAGGGUCGAUUUCGGCGGCACACCGGCUAGAUCGUGAAGUGCGCGAUUUUUAUUCAUUUGCAGUAGAGGUUUGCGACAACGGUCGACCGACAGCAUUGUGCAGCCGUGCCCCGGCAAAAGUUGUCGUUCACGUUUUCGACGUGAACGAUUCCCCUCCGCAAUUCGAAAAAGAAUACUACAAUGUUACGCUGGUGUUGCCUACUCAUCGAGGCGUAACGGUUGCGCGGUUGACUGCGACGGACCCUGAUCUCGAUCCGGUAAUUCGCUAUUCUAUCAUCGGUGGGAACUCAGAGGAACAUUUUUCUGUCGACCCGAUAUCUGGCCUCGUGAAGGUCAGCCAGCCGAACGAUAUGCUAGAUUUCUAUCGACUCAUCGUUGCUGCUUACGACGGCGUCUAUGAGAAAACGACAACUCUGCAUGUCGCAGUCGUGCAAAGUUCAUCCGGCGUUCCUGGAUCUAGCGGUAAUGGAGGACGAUCGUUUCGUUUCUCUGAACCCAGUUACGACAGCCGUGUGAUCGAGAACGUCGAGGCCAUUCAGUCGCCACUGCUUGUCCUGACAACAGUAGGCACUCCGCUGCAGGAACAUGUGCGAUUCACGCUGCUCAAUGAAGAGGACAAAUUUUCAGUUGGUGAAACAUCUGGUGCCCUGUUCAUUCGACCAAACGUCCGAUUCGAUCGGGAGCAGCAGGCUAGUUAUAGACUAGUUGUGAAUGCAGAAGCGACAGCAAGUGGACGCGUGGCCAGUACUCUAAUAGACGUUACUGUAGAUGAUCAAAACGAUAAUCCUCCGACAUUCGUGGACACACCUUAUCACUGCGUGGUGCCUGUUGAGGCCGGCAAAGGCGAACUCGUGCAAAAGGUACGAGCUGAAGACCCUGACUAUGGCGUCAAUGGCCAGGUGCUGUAUUAUUUACGCGAUGAUCACAAAGGCAUCUUUGAUAUUGGCACGCAGAGUGGAAACAUCACAUUGCGCAAACGUUUACCCGCACACAUCACUCGUUAUACACUCACCGUUGUGGCGAAAGACGCGGGCUCGCUACCAAUGUACUCGGAAGUCCAGGUACCUGUCAAGGUAGUGACGCGUACAAUGCCUGCCUUUGAGAAGCAGUUCUAUAGCGCCCGAAUUAAAGAAAAUCAUGGCCCCAAUGAACCGAUUUUGUCUCUAACAGCUACAAGUCCUCGAGGUAGGCCUUUGAUCUACGACAUUACUGGCGGACACCACAAAGAAGACUUUCGACUUGAUUACCAAACAGGACCUAAUACUGCUAAUUCACCAUGCAUACUCUAUGUGAAUGAACAGCUGGAUUUCGAUAAAAUGAGCAAGUACGACUUGACGGUACGGGCCACCGAUUCUGUCACCGGCGCUUAUUCUGAAGUCUCUGUGACUUUGUCAAUUGAAGAUGUCAACAACCAUCCUCCACUAUUUGAGCAGAUCAUCUACAACGUUUCUGUGCCAGAGCUUUCCCCUCCAGGAUCAAGCAUUCUCGCCGUUAAAGCCCACGACAAGGAUAGCAACAGCGUCCUCAGCUAUUCAGUUGAAGACACGGAACGCUUCAUGAUCGAUGCCAAGACAGGCGUCAUUAGCUUGAAAAGAUCGCUAGAUUAUGAGAAACAAUCGAGUAUUACUCUGACGGUAAUCGCGACCGACUCCGGACCUCCUCACUCGCUGUCUUCUACAGCCCUGGUGUUCGUUCAGGUGACGGACACCAAUGACAGUCCGCCUGCCUUUGUUCGGCCUUCUGUAGACUGUUCAGUCAGCGAGCUGGCCCGAAGAGGCCAAUUUGUGGCCCACCUCGGCGCCAGUGACCCAGACUUUUCGCCUAGCGUGCUAAGUGUCCCGCAGACACUAGCACGUUUCCCCGACCAGUUUAGCAGCACCCCUAGCCUCGCAUACCAAAUCAUUUCUGGCAGUCAGGCCUUUACUGUUGAUCGCUACUUUGGAGUCGUGUCGAUAGGCAAUUUGCACUUAUUCCGUGAGUUGGUCAAGUCGGAUCUCGAUGUACACCUGCUGAACGUCUCAGUCACAGACGGGGUGUUCGUAGCCUUCUGCCAGCUGCGAAUUCACAUUGUACCUUCUAACAACCACUCGCCAAAGUUCACUCAUUUUGAGUACGAGGCGAUCGUGGCCGAAAACUCGAACGCUAACACCUAUGUCACAACGGUCUCGGCGAGCGACCAGGACAGAGGUAGUUUUGGCCGGGUCAAAUAUUACAUCCAGUCUGACGAGAAUAACCGAUACUUCAGUCUCGAUCCAGAUAGUGGCGAAGUACGCACAAGGAAACUGCUCGAUAGAGAAAAAAAACAGCUUUACAAUAUUGCCAUCAUCGCCGAAGAUGGUGGGGGCAGGAUUGGUCAUAGCGUCGUACGGGUGACGGUCACCGAUGUUAACGACAAUGUGCCCCAAUUCAUGUUGCCCGAAUAUCGAGCUAACGUAAAGAACCAUACGAUUGGGCAGACCAUUCUGAAGGUAACGGCAGUAGAUAAAGAUCUGACAUUGUCCACCUUACGACACUCUAUACAUGAAGGCACUCCUCGUAAUGUUACCGAAAGCUUUGGUAUCGUCGAAGAUACCGGAGAGAUUUAUAUCAAAGAACCUCUAAGAGAAGGUAUGGUCUAUCAGUUCUUUGCUAAAGCAUCAGAUCGAGUCGAGCCUAUGCAGGAAUCAAUUGUGCCGGUUACCGUUUCUGCUCUGCUUCCCAAUCAGGUAGAGCCAUACACUAAAGCUCGGAUACAGGAUCUGUAUGUGAAAGAAAACGCAAAAAUACCCACUGUUAUCACAACACUCGGUGCACAACAGUCAAGUGAUCUGAAGUUUACGCUCAUUGCCAACGAUAACGAUCUAUCGCUGUUCACCAUUGAUGCGGACACGGGGCGCCUAACAGCCAUUCGUUCGUUAGACCGUGAGGAGUGCGCACGUUACCACGUAGGAAUUAGAGCAGAGGCCCGAUCCAGCGGUCUCGUAUCACUGAUCCAGGUCAAUGUACACGUGAUGGACGAUAACGACAAUAAACCCCAGUUUGAGUCGACGGCUCAGAAUGGCGGCUACUCGGUUCGGGUUGCUGAGAACGUACCCAUCGGCAGUAAGAUCCUUCGGCUGAUGGCAAAUGAUGCUGACAUCGACUCGAAUGGUGUCAUUACGUAUGAUUUCUAUGAGAGAAAUGAUCCUGCUGCAGAUAUCUUUCAGAUCGACCCCCAGACAGGCUGGGUAACGAAUUUAAUUGCACUCGAUAGGGAAUCUGUGCCGUCGUACAACUUAACGGUCGUGGCUCGCGACAACGGAACGCCGCUUAAACAGUAUUCAUUGACGACAAUUCACAUAACCGUCAUCGAUUACAACGAUAAUCCUCCGCAUUUCCCCAAAGACAUGUACGAUAUUGAGGUUAGUGAAGAUGUCCUCGAUAACACGGAGAUUCUCACGCUGAACAUUGAAGAUCCAGACGAUCCGAAAAGUCAAACGAUGUAUUUCUAUUUGACAUCUGGAAAUGACCGGAACCACUUCGGCCUGUCCGACCACGGAGUUUUGUUCGUACGACAAAAGCUUGACCGAGAAAGUCAAGAACACUAUAUACUUGAGGUAACGGCCAGUGAUGGCAUCUACAUCGCAAAAACGAAGAUCAAUAUUCGUCUUCAAGACGCCAACGAUAAUGGGCCGGUCUGUCUUCAGUCUGCGUAUAUUGAACAAGUUCGAGAGGACGUUGCCCCCGGAGCGCUUAUACUUACUGUCGUUGCACGUGACUCUGACAUAGGACGAAAUGCCAUACUACGAUACUCUUUGCGUGGCAAAGGCCAUGAACAGUUUCACAUAAAUGCUAGCACAGGUGAAUUACGCGUCAAUAGGGCCCUCGAUCGUGAGACCCAGUCGUCAUAUAGUCUUACAGCGCACGUGCAAGACAGCCAACACAUGGAGUGGUCGUGCACGUCCAGCGUGCACAUCAUGGUCAGCGACGUAAAUGACUGCGCACCGCAGUUCACUAAGGAUAAUUAUACUGUUUCGAUUUCGGAAGAUGCUGAAAUAGCCACAGUGGUUAUGAAGAUCUACGCUGUAGAUCGCGAUAUUGGCAUUAAUCGCAAAGUAUCGUACACGCUUCUUGACAACGCUGGCGGACAUUUUGAGAUACAAGCAAACACUGGUAUCAUCCAGCUGAUGAAAGCACUCGAUCGGGAGACGGUCGACAUCUACCGUCUGAUCGUUGAGGCCGCUGACCACGGACAUCCGCAGAUGACUUCCGCGGUGCAGGUCAACGUCGUCGUCCUUGAUGUUAACGACAACCCGCCCGAAUUCACGCAAAAAAUAUACCAUGCGAAUAUAAGCGAAAUGGCACCGCACGGUACACGCGUCGUGCAGGUCAAAGCAUUUAGCCGAGAUAUUGGCAUCAAUGCUGAAAUCAGCUAUAGCUUGGAGAACGCGGAACAAUUCGAUAUCGACCAAGAAUCUGGUAUCGUUUCCGUAAUGCGUGCACUUGACUACGAGACUCAGGCACAAUACAUGUUGACAGUGGUGGCCAAAGACGGUGGAACUCCGACGCUCAGCUCCACUAGCCUGCUUAACGUCACCAUCAUCGAUUUCAAUGAUAAUAAGCCAACAUUCGACAAGAUCCGUUACAACUCUGUUAUCCGUGAAGACACGAAGGUUGGGGAGAAGAUCUUGCAGAUACAAGCCACAGACAGCGAUAGUGGAGUCAACGGUAAACUGUCGUACGAAAUUGUGAACGCAAGCGAAUACAGAGAGUUCAACAUUGACCCUCGGACUGGCGUAAUCGUGUUGCGCAAUGCGCUUGAUCGCGAACUACAAUCCGACUACUAUUUUGUGGUCAUGGCACGCGAUGGUGGCGAAUCCGAACUCAACGAGACAGUUGAGGUUUCUGUGGCACUUUCGGAUAUUAACGAUAAUGCCCCUCAGUUCGUGAAAGGUGGAAACUAUUCGGCGAUAAUACAAGAGGGUAAACGUGAUCAGAAAGUGAUCGAAAUUCAGGUUACGGACCGCGAUACGCCCGCCAACGCCGGACCUUUCACACUCACCAUCCUUAAUGGAAACUCCAACUUGGACUUUGUUGUUCGGAACAUGGCCAUCUACACGGCAGAAGCUCUUAACACCGAACGACGUGCCGAAUACAAUCUACUGAUUCAGGUCAGCGACUCCGGAACACCGUCACUAAGCUCAAAGACCAGUGUCCACGUCAAGGUCAUUGAAGAGAGCAAAUUCCCUCCAGAUGUGGACGAUCUUCACAUUCACGUCACUUCCUACCUGGACGACUUCCCCGGAGGGGUAAUCGGAAAACUUCAUGCCAGUGACUCCGAUCCCUAUGACAAGUUGAUAUACGAACUGGUCGAUAAAGAGAACUCUCUAUUUUACAUCGACAGCGAGGAGGGAACGCUGUCUGCCCAAAAUGGUCUGGACGUGGGCUCUUACAUCGUCAACUUGAGUGUCAGUGACGCCAAAUUUACGACCGAAGCGCAGGCAUUUGUUGAAGUGUCCCUGAUAACCGAAGAAGCGCUAUCUAACGCUGUCAUCGUGACCCUUGCGGAUGUUACCCCUGAAGACUUCCUUCUCACUUAUCAAAAGGGUUUUCAAAAUGGACUGAAAAUCAUGUUCGGUUUGAAGAAGCAGAACGUUCAUAUCAUGAGUAUCCAGCCCAGCAUAGCUGUCAAUGGAUCCAACACUAUCGAAAAACGAUCAGUCGGCAAACGUUCAUCGCAAAGAGAAAAUCUUGACUUAUUAUUUGCUCUGCAUAAGAAUCAACAAUACUAUAAAGCCUCGUUCGUCACUCAAAAACUCCGCGAGAACCAAUCACAAAUGGAUAAAGAAAUCGACAGGAAGAUUAUUUACAUUUCGCAGAAUCGCUGCAGACCCGAAAUGUGUGCAAAUGGUGAAUGCUCCGACACCGUUGAACUGGAUAGAACUGAUCUCCAAAGUAUUACCACGGACCGACUAAGCUUUGUAUCGCCGCGUCACUACCCAACUCUAGAGUGCAUCUGCCAACCAGGCUUUGGUGGGCCCAAAUGUGAAACACCUGUUAACGAGUGCUCGAAACAUCCAUGCGCAUCACCAAAGAUCUGCAUCCCGAGCACGUUGCAAGCUACCGGAUACACAUGUCAGUGUCCAGAAAACACCGGAGGUCCACUAUGCAACGAAACCUGCGCUGAAUCCAAUAUAGACACAUGCUACAUCGAGCGCCAUCCGCUCAACUUUGAUGAACGAUCGUAUGCCCACUACGAACUUAAUCACGGCAUCGACAAGAGACUUAUGUUUAGCGGACGCGUUCGUACCUUUCAACAAUCUGGUGUUAUCCUUUACGCCGCUGGUCAGAGGGACUAUGCCGUUCUAGAAGUGCACAAUGGCAAAGUACAGUUCCGCUUCGAUUGUGGAUCCGGCGAAGGUCUUGUAAGGGUUUCGCACAAAACAAUUACGGAUGGCCGCUGGCAUCACAUCAUAUUAGAGCGGCGCGGCAAUUUUGCUCGCGUGUCCGUGGACCGCAAAUGGGAAGCUAGCGGCGUCUCACCAGGCAGCCACGACAUACUGAACCUUGACAAAAGGAACCAGCUCUUUAUCGGCGCCGCUUUAGUCGGCGCGGCACGCGACGAAAUGAGGCGUGGUUUCUUUGGCUGUAUGGAUGAUAUUAAAGUGAAUUCCGUUUCAUUACCUCUGCACAUGACUGGCUCAUCGAACGUCGCCCAUCUAAAGAGGUUCGUUAACGUUCAAUUCAAGUGCAAGGAUCCUCUACCAAAUCCAGGGGCAUGCGGCACGCAGCCCUGCCAUAAUGGUGGCACGUGUCUGUCAGGCCUACAUUCAGCCAAUUACACUUGCGUGUGUAUUGAGCCCCGCUUUAAGGGCAGCCACUGCGAGGUCGACACCGAUCCGUGUGCCUCGAACCCGUGCUCGUUUAGUACAUUAUGUUCAAACGUCUUCGAUGGCCGAAACAAUGACUUCCAGUGCGAGUGUCCACCACAGCUUAGUGGCAAACGAUGCGAGUACGGUCAGUACUGCAAUCCGAAUCCGUGUCAGAACAAGGGCGUCUGCGAAGAAGGAGAAACGGAUUUCACGUGCCGCUGUCCUAUUGGUUACCGGGGCAAUCGCUGUCAGUAUGACAUCGACGAGUGCUUGCACCAUAUCUGUGCCCAAGGGGCCACCUGUAUCAACUUACUUGGUGGUUUUGAGUGCGUAUGUCCUCCGAACGUGACCGGACCAUUUUGCAGUGAGCACCUCCAGCCUCCGCUUAUCAUCUCUAGCCGACUAAAUACCACGGUCGAAGAGCUGGUCGGCAUCGUAUCCGUAGUUUCAUUGGUCUUCCUUCUGGCCCUUUCCACAGUGUGCUUCUUUCGCUUCCAAUUCAAGAAGCAUCGGCGAAUGCAUUCGCAUUUACAAAGUCAUGUUAUGCUACAUGGUUCCACCGGCGAUGCUCUUGAGUAUGGUCUAACUUCAACUAAUAAGAAGCACAAACAAAAGAAAAGCAAGCGUCAACAGCAGGCAACAACAGCUGAACAAUGCCAGAUGGCCGAUCUGCUUCUGGAUAUUGCGGGCAAGAAACUAGAUGGCGGAUCGAUGAUGAACAACCUCGACAAACAGCCCGUCGCUCAACCACUAAAUGUCCAGUCGUCAACACUGGGCUCACCGCGACAUACACACGCUGAUAUAGCACUCUGUCAGAGUAUGGUAGUAGUGCCCACCACACCGCAAUCGAUUCUGCGAAUGCCCCGCACUGAUCUCAAUCCACAAUACAUUGACAAGGAGCAAAUGUACUCCGAGGACAAGAUCAAGAACUGCACUCUCCCUAACGCUGCAAGCCAGCCGGGCCUUCGCUACGACGAUUUGGCGAGCUACAGCUGGGAUUACAGUGACCUCACGGCCGAGCAGCACGCGCUCACGUCUAAUAUUCCCGAGCAUGUGCCAGCCAUAAAUGACGAGGUCAAUAGUCUUCUGAGCUCGACAGAGUCUAACUCCCACUCGAACCUCACCGCCCUUUUGCCCCCUAUCACCCCGCCUCCACCUACAGGUUUAAGCGAUCUUAGUUUUACCACGUCGAGCCCAGUCCAGCUGGGCUUCGAGGAUCAGAGCGUACUGUACAACCGCGGCCUGAAUGAUUAUUUGCCCUCGCACGCGCUGUCGCGCGACACGUCUGUCAAUUCGACACUUGACGGCGAAUUCGUUUCGUACGGUUUUCCGCAUACUGGCGGUAAAGGCUUUGUGCUCAAUCAUACCCAGCAUACUACAAGUCUCACCCCCAAUGUGGGUGCACUCGGUCAGCCGUCAUCGACUGCAAGCGACGGGAGCUCAACGAGCGAUGACAACACAGAUAACACCGUCGUGCGAAGGGUCAAUGUGUGAUAUAUAUAUAGAAGGACAAAGAAAGGAGGGUAGUAUACAAGAUAAUAAGGAAGUGAGCCUCGUUACAGGUACGUAGAGCCGUUAAAAAGAAAAAUACACAGUAAUUCGCAUGGCUUCCAAGAACGGCCUGCUAUAGUCUGCCACCAUUUCUACCUCUGUGUUAUGCUAUUCCUGCUCCGGUUACUUUGCGGGUAACACAUCGUAGGUAUAUAGGCAGGUGCGCAAUUGGCACCGGCGCUGCCGGUCCAGUUUUUCUUAGCCCUGUCUCGCUAUUCAGUAUAAUUUGGGAUAGGCGAGACUUCAAUUUCCCUGUAUCAGACAAGAAUGAUACACUAAUGCACCCCGGCUAGGCAAACCGACAGAUUUUCGUUGACCGCGCAUGCGGGUUGACACCCCUUCCCCUUUUAUGUCUCGCAAAAGCUUACCCUAUCCAGCAGCACCCGAUACGCGUGAUCUAUCCCAAUUUGUUGAGCAGUCUAAACAAUAUCCCCUGUGCCGAGCAAUUCGUCCUACCUUCUCAUUAAUGAUCGUCCUGCGUUAGGCUUACCGCUUAUUAUUUUGUGCCUGACAAAGAUACCCAGCCCUAUUACAUUCAUGCAGCUUAGAACGUUCUGGUCCGACCCGUUUGUGUUUCUUCUCGCUGUAAAGCGAAAUCAAGCACAAUAAGUAGACACACGAGAAAACUGCGAGAGGCAGAUAGAAGCGAAUUCGAAGACUGUAUAAUUGUUGGACAGUAUGAUAUGCGCUUUUUGUAUUAAGUCACAUAGGAAACUCAUGACACUAACGAGGGCAAUGAAGAUGACGAUGGUAAAGUGUGAAUAUUUAGAAAGAAAUAUGUUUGAGACAGCGCGGACCGACAGAGAGGUAGAUCAACAAUUAGAACUAACACAAUUGUCUGUUACGACAUAAUGAUGCCCUAAAGUAGUACGGACUCAAUAUCCCUUAAUCACUUGGGUAACAGCACACUGUAUACGGUAUGCGUUACGCCAUACGAACAACUGCACAAAAUGGAAUGAUGAAAGAAGAGAGCGAAAUACCGCCUGAUACAGAUUCAUAUACAGGAACAAAAUUUGAACGCACCUCCAGCUACCUUAGUCGCUAAGAGGAGACCAGCGGGAAUGAAGGCAAGCAAGAAUGACUGAUGAUUGAUUGAUUACGAGCGGAAUAGAUUGAAAAGCUGAUUGACUCAAUCAGACUAAGUAAGAUCGAUUGUUAAGCGCUUGACGACAUCGGCUGAACGAUUAAUAACUGACUUUGUGCUGAUUAAUCAGACAUUGAAAUUACUGAUUGAUCACAGUCUCGAGAGCUUAAGUGAUUGCUAAGAAAUUCGUGUAAGAAUACGAAAAGAAAAAAGGUAACGAAUGGUGAUAAUAUCUCACACAGUAUGAUGACUAGUGUUAAUAUUCUAUAAAAUGAACGACGGGUUUCGAUCCCUCACAAUUGAAGCUUGAUUGAUUGAAGGGGCGGCACAUUGUGAUUGGGCAAUGUGUUAUUGAUUGUUAGAUUGAACGACCUAAUAGGUCGAUGCAGGUAGAGACAAGCCAAAGUGUGCAAGCGAUGAUUUCUGUACAGAUUUCUAUUUCUAAACAAAAACAAAAAAUGUAAACGUUGUUCACCCAGCACAGAGGAUAUAAUAGUAGCCGUAAUAACAAUAAUAAUUAUUAUGAUAGCAAUAUAGACAGGAAGGUCGAAUGAAGAAAAACGUCUUGGGAAAAGAGUACCAGGAAAACUAUAAGUGACAACCGGCGACAGCUUAGACGCUAGAUGUAGGUAAAAGGCUUUCCUGUAAAUCCAUUUCGAUUUGCAAUACAAGUUGUUACCGAUCGAUCAACCAGACGUUAGAUAAAAUAUUAACACUCAGAGCAAACCAUGCUUUUUCUGAGAUACACGCAUCUUUCGAACGUUAUUAUAGUAAGUGAUUAACUAAACGGACCAGUAUAUCGGCGUAGCUCACUCGAUUGUGUUACCGCAGUUGAGAUUAAUUUUUUUUUUCAGUUGAAUUAGUAUUUUAAUUUAUUCGUUAUUUUAUAUUUGUGCUUUCUUUCUUUUUUUUUUUUUUUCUUUAGAUAUAAUCACUACAAUUUUCCCUAAGCGUCUUAUAUAGUAUUAUCAAGAUUUAUUUAUUACGUAGAUAUAUCUGUCACGAAUACUUAGUCUCUUUUCUGUACAAAUCAAACUUCUCAAUCUCAUUUACAGUAUGACUACUUUCAAUAUUCUAUUGCAUUGUAUCAUAUCAUGGUGGUCCGUUUGCUGCUCGUGAUCAAUCCGCGGGCUGACAACAGUGAGAUGCCAUGAUCAAGCAGAACACCGUAGCCCUAUGGCGGUGCCUGUUAUCUCCACUAUAAUCAUAGUCGCGUCGUUGUUUUACAAUGGGACGAAAACUUUCAGUACGGAAACGAAACGGUAAAUGGAGAAUGAUCAU